AUAUUACACACAACUCUCUCUUCCUUCUUCCCUCCACAAACCAAACAUUGAAGCUCUUCUUACCUUUAUCAUCCACUAACACAACACAAUGGCUUAUACUCUGAAAACACUGACAGCCACAAUUGUUCUGGUAAGCCUGCUUCUUGGAAGUACAGAGCAAGUGAGCGGAACGCGUUACAUUUCCAAUUCCCCCGCUCCCAGUGAGAGCAAACAUUCAGACUUUCUAGUGAACAUGGUGCCCCAACCAUCUGGUAUCGUUCCUGGUUUUGGAAGGUUCUUGCUGCCUCCCACACCUAAGCUACCGUUCCUUCCUUACAAAGAUCCCCUUGCUGCUGCCCCAGUCACCUCUUAUCCAACUCCUCCUAGUCGUUUUGCCUCAAACACUGGAUAUAAAUCUCGCAGUCCGAGUUCAAUAGAAGAUCAAGUUCCACCAGUGCCUCAACCAUGAGUUUUUCUUCAACCUGUCACAAAUAAGCAUCUGCUAGAUACCUUCUUCUGGUAUACAUUACAAAUCUACUAUUCAUCUCUCUCUUUUUAUACUUAAGAAAGAAAGAAAUAAUGUAUUGACUAUUGAAUGAACUCCAGAGCUUUUGCUCAUAUACUAUCUAAAAAUAAUGAGAUAAUUACAAAAUAAAACGUAAUGACUCCACAUUGCUGCAAAUUUU
Molecule: messenger RNA, 665 nt
Organism: Camelina sativa (false flax)
Lineage: Eukaryota; Viridiplantae; Streptophyta; Magnoliopsida; Brassicales; Brassicaceae
Source: RefSeq, a predicted model, not a curated record